Messenger RNA from Rhinichthys klamathensis goyatoka, 1545 nucleotides. It is a transcript of the gene plekhd1, whose product is annotated as pleckstrin homology domain containing, family D (with coiled-coil domains) member 1. NCBI's taxonomy places the organism in Eukaryota, Metazoa, Chordata, Actinopteri, Cypriniformes, Leuciscidae. The transcript has 13 exons. The coding region runs from base 12 to 1532 and encodes 506 amino acids. The record is from RefSeq and is a predicted model, not a curated record.
AAGAGUCAGCUAUGUUCUCCUCGUCCAAGCCCUCCCUACUCUCACCCUGGACCUCCAUGGAGCAAGCUGACUCGGACGCUUUGGAUAUCAGCACUAAAGUGCAACUGCAUGGGGUUCUGUGGAAGAGACCUUUCGGCAGGCCCUCGGCCAAGUGGUCCCGCAGAUUCUUCAUCAUCAAGGAGAGUUUUCUGUUGUACUAUGCUGAAAAUGAGAAAAAAAGCUUUGAGACCAAUAAAUAUUUCAACAUUCACCCUAAGGGGGUGAUUCCAUUAGGUGGAUGCAUUGUUGAGCCAAGAGAAGACCAAAGCAUGCCGUUUGCCGUGGUCAUCAACCACGAGGACUUCACUGGGAACAUUGUCCUGGCUGCGGAGUCGGAGUCAGAGCAGAGCCAGUGGGUGGAGAUGCUACAAGAGUCCGGGAAAGUCACUUGGAAGAAUGCUCAGCUGGGUGAGGCUAUGAUCGAGAGUCUUGAAGCUCAGGGGUUACAGCUGGCUAAGGAAAAGCAGGAAUACCUGGAUAAGCUCAUGGAGGAGACUGAGGAACUGUGCUUGCAAAGAGAAGAGAAGGCGGAGCUGGAGAGACUGAAUCAAUUGCUGGAAGAAGAAAAGCAGAAGUUUGAAGAAGUGGUUCAAGAGCUAAAAGUAGAACAAGAGCAAAUUAAAAUAGAUAUGGAUGGCACUUCUCAGUGUCUGGAAGGAGUGGAAAAUGAGAAAGAGGAGCUUCAUCAUCUUACCACACUUCUGCAGAAGUCUUUAGAGGACUUAUCCCAAGAGAAAAAGCGCACCCUCGAGCUGCUCCGAGAAAGAGGACAGGAUGUGGCUGGAACAGGAAGUGACCGUCGGGCCUCUUUAGACUCCCAUAAUCCCGAGGUGCAGCUUCAGGGAAACCUGUGGCAAAUCGAGGAGCAGAUGAGGAGUCUGCUGAAAGAGAAAGAACAGGCAGAAGACAGGCUGAAAGAGAAUGAGAAGCGAGCCAAAGUUCUGCAGGGGGAGAGGGAGUUUUAUUCUUCUCAAGCUCAAGCUCUCCAGCAGUCUCUCACACAGCUCACAGCAGACAAACAGCACACCGAGGAAGAGCUGAAGGCGGAGAUGGAGUCUCGUGUGGAACUGGAGCAUCGGCUGAAAUUGGCUGAGGAAGCCCUGCAAGAUCUCGAACAAGGUCUAAAUGCAAUAGAACGUACCCACGAGAGGGAGGAAAGAAUGAAAGGAGAUGUCAGCCAUCUCCGCAAGUUCUUUGAGGAAUGUAUCUGUGCUGCGGAGAUCGAGGCCAAGUUACCAUCCAUCAUGAAGAACGCAGUCUAUCUGCAUAAAGCUGCUGCUCGGCGCAUCAAAAGCUGCCGCAUCCAGAGACGGGCCUCCAGACAGCACUGGCUGAAGCACUCUCAGUCAUUCGCCUCCUCUCGCGGUGGUGCCUCCUCCACCAGUCUGGGAGAGUUGAGAGAAACCGCCCGGCGUCUCACUUCAGACAGCUGUUUGAGACGAAGAGCCUACAAGAUCAUCACCCGCCAGGACACCGUUCAGUCUGAGGACUAACACGAUUCGGACA